AUGCUGUCCUCCACCGUUCAGCCGCCCUCACAACCUCCUCGACCUCAUCAGUCCUCUCGCCAUCACGCCGCCGCCUCCACCUCGUCCGCCCCGGCCCUCGGCAAACCUCGUCGGCACUCUCUCCCAUUUUCCUUCCCACCUCUCUUUCAGUCCAACACAUCGUCAACGAGCCUGGUGCCUUCGACCGCCGAGGGCAAGCCUAUUCCCGUUGACGACUCUACCGUAGAGCACCGAACAUCAGCCCUCCGCGAGCUCAACUCAAACUUUCCCAGCCGCCACCGAUACGCAAAGUCGACAGGCGCCCAGAGCAGCACCUACUCCCAGCCUGUGAUAGUCCGAAGCUACUACGCUCCCGUACCGACCCGUCCCGUUAGCACAGAUCGAGGGGUCGUCAUUGUCAACGGCCGAGGACAUCGCACAACGCUCUCAGAGAGUGGGGGUCCUGCGGCUCUCGUACGGCGUGUGCUUCCGUUUACCUCGAAUAUCACGCCGGCCAGGAAUGGAAUGCUGGGAACCAUGGCGAGGAACCGAACAAAAAAGCGACUCAAUGAGCCUGAAGAGGCGAAGCUACCGCCGGUAGAGGCAUUUCGCUUCAAGAGUUUCAUGGCCAAUAUCGACGACCAGAGUGGCGGCACCGAUAUCAAUGCUGAUCUGGAUCGCAUUGCAGAAAUCUGUGCCAAGUCCCGAUAUUCUUUGAGCAAUCAAUACGAGGUUCAUUACGCUCCUCAUGGCUCCGGAUCGUCCUUCAUACCUGGAGUUGCCCAGACCCAGGAACCUCAGGGACCGACUCUUCAGGCCGUUUCGUCGGAUGAUGAGCGAAACUUGAGGCGCUCUAGAAGGAGACCAAUGGGCAUCAGGAGAAAUAGUAGAGCAAUGGGAACGUUGGAGACCAUCAUGUCUUCGAGUAGAUCCUCGGAUGAGGACAAGUCCAAGAAGAAGUCUGCAGCUGAGAUUGCAGAGGAGGUUCGCGGACGGGCUGCCAAAAAGGGCUCCAGACACGAAUCUUCAGCAUCAUCCUCGGAAAACGGAGCGGAGGAGAAUGCUCCUCAGGAGGAGGAUGCCACGCAGAGUGCAACUCGACGAAGGAGAUCUGGAUCUCUGGCACUCAUCGACGGCACUCGGCUGAGCAUGCACCUGAAUGAACUCAACUCGGCCACCGGCCUUGUUGGCGAACCCGCCCUGCCCCAAACAUCAAGCAGCCAGCUCGAGAUCCGCACUGCCCCCGAGGCGGCGCAUAAGGAGCGUAUCCCUGCACCACCCAAGACUAGACCCGUGGUUAUUGAGGGGCUCGACCAACCCCUUGCUCGCGGUUCCAUCUCCCCCGUUGACGCCUCGCAUGCCCGACAUAGCUUCAUCUCGACGCUGAGCGGCUGGAUGACUUGGCGAGCUCCUGAGUCCACGCCCCAUUCUCAGGGUCGUGCUGAAGGCAGCUUGCGAGAGCUACUCAAGUCAACUGAUGUCAAGGGCAAAGGAAUUGAAACGGUGGCAUACCAUUAA
Fusarium falciforme is the source of this 1497-nucleotide messenger RNA. RefSeq lists its product as hypothetical. The transcript has a single exon. The record is from RefSeq and is a predicted model, not a curated record. Bases 1 to 1497 code for a protein of 498 amino acids. Lineage: Eukaryota; Fungi; Ascomycota; Sordariomycetes; Hypocreales; Nectriaceae.